UCUGAUGAGCUUGGAGAAGAACAGGCAUUUGUGAUAGGUCAUGACUGGGGUGCAGAAAUUGCAUGGCACCUUUGCCUUUUCAGGCCAGAUAGAGUAAAGGCUCUCGUUAACUUAGGCGUCCCUUACCGGCCACGUUCCCCACAGUUCAAACCUUCUCACUACUUCACUAAAUAUGGACGAGGCUUCUACAUCUCCCAGUUCCAGGAGCCUGGAGGAGCAGAAAAUUCUUUCUCCAAGUAUGACUCGGUGACAAUUCUGAAGAAGUUUCUGUUGAUCAAUGCUCCUGAUCUUCUAGCAGCACCUCCAGGGGUUGAGAUUAUAGAUUUUCUCGAAACCCCAUCUUUGUUGCCUCCAUGGAUUACUGAAGAAGAGCUCCAAUUUUCUGCUAGCAAGUUUCAGAAAACUGGUUUCACAGGGGCCUUGAACUAUUACCGUGCUAUGGACUUGAACUGGGAGCUUCUUGGGGCAUGGCAGGGAGCUAAAAUUACAGUGCCUACAAAAUUGAUAAUUGGUGACAAGGAUUUGGGGUUUGUAUCAUUUGGGACAAAGGACUACAUUAAUGGAGAAAUAUUCAAGAGCUUUGUACCUAACCUUGAAGCGGUUGUCAUUGAUGGGCACCAUUUUAUCCAGCAGGAGAAAGCUGAACAAGUUUCUAAUGAAAUUUUAUCCUUUUUUAGCAAGAAACCAAAGAUGUGAUCAAUGAAUCAAUUAUGCAAAUAGUUUAGCACACCUUCAAUAAGUGCUAAUUCCUGAAAUUAAGUUUGUUGAUGUAUCACUUUUCAUAAGGAUAUUGAUACUUGAGACAUUAAUAGUCUGUUUGGCAUUAUUAUUA
Molecule: messenger RNA, 832 nt
Organism: Hevea brasiliensis (rubber tree)
Lineage: Eukaryota; Viridiplantae; Streptophyta; Magnoliopsida; Malpighiales; Euphorbiaceae
Exons: 4
Molecular function (GO): hydrolase activity
Source: RefSeq, a predicted model, not a curated record